This is a messenger RNA of Meriones unguiculatus (Mongolian gerbil), 4375 nucleotides long. RefSeq names its product carnitine palmitoyltransferase 1A (gene Cpt1a). The coding region runs from base 106 to 2427 and encodes 773 amino acids. Gene Ontology annotation, cellular component: mitochondrion. Gene Ontology annotation, molecular function: carnitine O-palmitoyltransferase activity. The transcript has 19 exons. Lineage: Eukaryota; Metazoa; Chordata; Mammalia; Rodentia; Muridae. The record is from RefSeq and is a predicted model, not a curated record. Gene Ontology annotation, biological process: fatty acid metabolic process; carnitine metabolic process.
CAAUCACCCGCGGCGCGCGUCGGUGCGCUUGUCCUCGCCCGCCCCGGCCUGGACUCGGCUCGCUCAUUCCGCCGCCGCCGUCCGCAGACUCGGUCCCUGCUCAAGAUGGCAGAAGCUCACCAAGCUGUGGCCUUCCAGUUCACUGUCACCCCCGAUGGCAUCGACCUCCGCCUGAGCCAUGAAGCCCUCAAACAGAUCUGUUUGUCGGGACUGCAUUCCUGGAAGAAGAAAUUUAUCCGGUUCAAGAAUGGCAUCAUUACCGGUGUGUUCCCUGCAAGUCCCUCCAGCUGGCUGAUCGUGGUGGUGGGUGUGAUUUCAUCCAUGCAUACCAAAGUGGACCCCUCCCUGGGCAUGAUCGCAAAGAUCAACCGGACCCUAGACACCACCGGCCGCAUGUCAAGCCAGACGAAGAACAUCGUGAGCGGCAUCCUCUUCGGCACCGGGCUCUGGGUGGCGGUCAUCAUGACUAUGCGCUACUCUCUGAAGGUGCUGCUCUCCUACCAUGGCUGGAUGUUCGCCGAGCACGGCAAAAUGAGCCGCAGCACCCGGAUCUGGAUGGCCAUGGUCAAGGUCUUCUCAGGCCGGAAGCCCAUGUUGUACAGCUUCCAGACGUCUCUACCACGCCUGCCUGUCCCGGCCGUCCAAGACACCGUGAACCGGUACCUGGAAUCUGUGAGGCCACUGAUGAAGGAAGGGGACUUCCAGCGCAUGACAGCGCUCGCCCAGGACUUUGCUGUCAACCUCGGACCCAAAUUGCAGUGGUAUUUGAAGCUAAAAUCCUGGUGGGCCACAAAUUAUGUGAGUGACUGGUGGGAGGAGUACAUUUACCUUCGAGGCCGAGGCCCCCUCAUGGUCAACAGCAACUACUACGCCAUGGAGAUGCUGUAUUUCACCCCAACCCACAUCCAGGCAGCAAGAGCUGGCAACACCAUCCACGCCAUACUGCUGUAUCGUCGAAAGGUGGACCGCGAGGAACUCAAACCCAUUCGUCUUCUGGGAUCCACAAUUCCACUCUGCUCUGCCCAGUGGGAGCGACUCUUCAAUACUUCCCGCAUCCCCGGGGAGGAGACAGACACCAUCCAACACAUCAAGGACAGCCGGCACAUUGUCGUGUACCACAGAGGCCGCUACUUCAAGGUCUGGCUCUACCACGACGGGAGGCUGCUGAGGCCCCGAGAGCUGGAGCAGCAGAUGCAGCAGAUCCUGGAUGACCCCUCAGAGCCGCAGCCCGGGGAGGCCAAGUUGGCUGCCCUCACCGCCGCCGACAGAGUGCCAUGGGCAAAGUGUCGGCAGACCUACUUUGCACGUGGGAAGAACAAGCAGUCCUUGGAUGCGGUGGAGAAGGCCGCGUUCUUCGUGACUCUGGACGAAUCGGAGCAGGGCUACAGAAAGGAGGACCCCGAGGGGUCUGUGGACAGCUACGCCAAGUCUCUGCUGCACGGCAGAUGCUUUGAUAGGUGGUUUGACAAGUCCAUCACUUUCGUUGUCUUCAAAAACAGCAAGAUAGGCAUAAACGCAGAGCACUCCUGGGCGGACGCACCCAUUGUAGGCCAUCUGUGGGAGUAUGUCAUGGCCACCGACGUCUUUGAGCUAGGCUACUCGGAGGAUGGGCACUGUAAAGGAGACACCAACCCCAGCAUCCCCAAACCCACCAGGCUGCAGUGGGACAUCCCAGGAGAGUGUCAGGAGGUCAUAGAGACGUCCCUGAGCAGCGCCAGCCUUUUGGCAAAUGACGUGGACCUGCAUUCCUUCCCGUUUGACACCUUUGGCAAAGGAUUAAUCAAGAAGUGUCGGACGAGCCCUGAUGCCUUCAUCCAGCUGGCGCUGCAGCUGGCACAUUACAAGGACAUGGGCAAGUUCUGCCUCACGUAUGAGGCCUCCAUGACUCGGCUCUUCCGAGAGGGGAGGACAGAGACCGUACGCUCCUGCACCAUGGAGUCCUGCAACUUCGUGUUGGCCAUGGUGGACCCCACGAAAACGGCAGAGCAGAGGUUCAAGCUGUUCAAGAUAGCUUGCGAGAAGCACCAGCACCUGUACCGCCUCGCCAUGACGGGCGCCGGCAUCGACCGCCAUCUCUUCUGCCUCUACGUGGUGUCCAAGUAUCUCGCCGUAGACUCACCUUUCCUGAAGGAGGUUUUGUCUGAGCCGUGGAGGCUGUCCACUAGCCAGACUCCUCAGCAGCAGGUGGAGCUGUUCGACUUUGAGAAAUACCCUGAAUACGUGUCCUGUGGAGGCGGCUUUGGGCCAGUUGCUGAUGAUGGCUACGGUGUUUCCUACAUUAUUGUGGGAGAGAACUUCAUCCACUUUCAUAUUUCUUCCAAGUUCUCUAGCCCUGAGACAGACUCGCACCGCUUUGGGAAGCACCUGAAACAAGCCAUGAUGGACAUUAUCAGCUUGUUUGGCCUCACCUUGAAUUCCAAAAAGUAAUUCUCCCGAGCCACGCAGAAGGAAAACAGACUUUUGUGAUGCAAACCAAAUGAAGAAUAGGUGUCGCUCCUGACUGUAGGACAGGCAGGAAAUUGCUCUUAUAAAACUCAGUUUUCCUUCCGGAAGGUUUACUGUCUCCCUAGAACAACAGUAGGGUCCUCAGUGUGAACUGUGACCCUACUGCAUCCAGAGAUGGCCUGGCUCCGGGAAUAUUGGACACACCCUCAAGUCUCUUGAAAGGCCUCCUGCUGGAUAAAAGAAUUAAAAUGCUGGUGAAUUCCUGGAUUAUUGGGGUCGUAGCUUCACACGUGUUGGAGGUGACAGAUUUCCCCAGUGGUGAGCCUAUGAAUACCUGGGACUUGAAGGUGCCUGGCUUCACCCAGGCAAUGCAGAGGUCACCUAGUGGAAAGAGAAGUGUCUUCGGAGCCAGUGGAAGUUAACAGCUGUAGCUAACACACAUGUAACACACUAAUGGAAUAUUUGGGCCUUGGGAGUAAGGUUCUGCUGUGGGUGACAGCCAUCAUCCCUUGAGAGUCCGAAUUUGGCUCUCCACAUUCCCAGGAAGCAGAACACCACCUCAGUAUCGCCAUCCUCCCGUGUCUUCAAACCCCAGUGCCUUAAAGACAGGAGCCCCUUGCAAGUGGGGCUGUACAGAAGACUCAUCAUCUGUAAAGUCUUUGCGUGGAUAUGUGAGGAUGUUGCUUUUCUGCAGAGGGAUGCCCCCAGGUAAACACUUCCCCCAGCCCUAGAAGGGACACCUUGGUCCCCGGAGAAGGCAGCGAUGCUGGAGUCUCAUUGCCCGCCAGGUCCACCCAGUGACAGCCAUGUGUCGUCAGAGGGGCUGAGGAGCUUGGCAGGCACAGGCUGCAUAGCCGGAGACCUGUAUAGUGUGGCUUGCUGUAUUUGGCAGCCGGUGGCAAGGGGAGUGGGGCCCUGGUCACUGAGUCAGGAACACUGGCACAGGCAGCCUCGUGGCAGCCAGGAGACACAGAUCCUAGACACCAACGGGCUUACCUUCUAAUCCCACCCAACCAGAGAGGCCUGCUCUCAGAUUCCACGGAAGACUAGGUCCUUUUGGCGACAGACUCAGGGGUCUCAAAUGAUGGGUGCUUUGUACCCAAAUGCCAUCCCCCAGUGGGAGUGCCUUUCUUGAAAGCGCCUGGUGGACUGCAAGGCAACUCUGCACCAAAGUCUGUUUGGUAUUUGGUGUAGCAUAAUGGAGUGGCCUCCCCCUGCCCGUCACCGUACUGUCCUGACAAGCUUAGCUGUUCCUAUUUUAAAUCAUGUAUUUAUUUAUUUUUUUUCUGACCACUUCCAGUGCCCCUCUGGCCUUGCUUGAUUCCUGCCCCUGUGCCAGCAGUAGCACAAAAGUGAGGGGCGGGGUGAUAGGAAGUGACAAGAGGUGCUGGCUAAACAGCUUAUGCGUGUCUUAUGGAUAUACGUACAUGUAUGAAUUUUGUAAUCUAAAAAAAAAAAAUCAUGCCUAAAAGGGCCAAAGUUUUUUUUUCCUAUUAAAAACAAGCAAACAAGGCACAUUAAAAAAAAAAGCAGAAACAGUUUAAACUAAGUCAGAGCCACCUAACUCGCUGUUCAUGAGCACUGACCAACCUGUGUUGCCCCAAGUAGCUCUGCUGGUGUCCAAGCGUUACAUUCCUCUCUCAGUUUCCACUGUCCUUGCUGCUCCUGAGCAGUUACCAAUGCAGUUUUGUAUUCCUUACAAGGCGGAAGGGUGGGCUUUCACUGUAUGUGUUGGAAGGAGGCGGUAAGACUAUUAUGUAUUUAAUUUAAUGUGGAACAAAACAGUCUUACCGUGGCCAAGAUUUACAUUCAGGAUUCUGCUCUGUCCAUUGCAUGUAAAUACCAUAUGCUGUCUGAAUAUAAAUCUUAGAAAUGCAUGUGUGAGCGAACGUAGCUGACCAUUAAUAAAACAUUAAUCCUGUCUACUAUA